Prorocentrum cordatum is the source of this 1743-nucleotide messenger RNA. NCBI's taxonomy places the organism in Eukaryota, Dinophyceae, Prorocentrales, Prorocentraceae. The record is from the annotation of a GenBank genome assembly.
GUGAGAAUCACACUUUGAAUACCAGCCGCCUUCAUGCUUGCGGCUGUCGGAAUCCAUCGCCAUUGGCAAAAAGCUGUUUUGUAUCAAGAUUGUGCUGUCGAUAGCAUCUCUUGUUCUGCAUCUUGCCACUGCUUGAGGCGCCUUCAGUGCGCAGCAGUGUCCGCCACCAUGCCGGAGGUCAUGUCCAUCGUGAAAACUCCCAAGGAGGCGUUCCAGGGCAUGGUGGACAAGGGCGUUGGGAUGGGCGGCGACUCGUCCAUCAAGAUCUUCCACCAAUCCUUCUAUGCGGGUUGCUACAUUGGCUUCGGUGGCAUGCUGUCGAUGGUGGUGGCUGGCGGUCUGAAAAGCGCAGCCGAGGACAAUCCGACCAUUCAGACCUUUGUGUUCGCUGCGCUCUUCCCUGUGAACCUGCUGCUCAUCCUCCUCACAGGUGGGGUGCUGAUCACGGGCACUGCGGCGACCGUGCCUGCCGCGGUGUUUGAAGGCAAGCUGCCCCCUGUGCAGAUCGCGAGGACGUUUGCGCUGGCUUGGCUGGGCAAUCUGCUUGGCGCCUUGCUCUUCGCCGGCUUUGUCACGGCCUGUAACUUGAACGUGGGCUUGACUAGUGAGCUUGCGAUCAAGGUGGCGGAGAAGAAGAUCAAGGAGAACUUUGGGGUCACCUUCCUCAAGGGAAUCGGCUGCAACUGGCUGGUGUGCAUGGCUGUGUUCCUGCAGGGCCAAGCGCAGGACAUGGUUGGCAAGAUGGUGGGUAUCUGGUUCCCCAUCUCUUGCUUCGUGGCCAUCGGCUUCGAGCAUAUCCCAGCCAACAUGUUCAUGAUCCCCAUGGGGAUGAUGGCCGGCGCCGACGUGUCCGUGCUAGAUUGCCUCUGGAGGAAUUUCAUCCCGGUGACCCUCGGGAACAUCUUUGCAGGUUCCAUCUUCGUGGGCGGUGGCUACUCUUUCGCCUUCGGCAGGUUAGGCAGCUCGCCGAUGUUCAACAUGCCCACGAAGGAGCAGGGUCCAUCCAAGGAGCAGCAGGCCACUGGCAACGCGGUCGAGGUUCCACCUGAAGCGCAGGGCCCAUGAUUGCGUCUUGUCAUACUGUACACUUGCCGUCUGGCAUGUACAUCGUGCGGAGUAGUUCUUUUUUCCAGGAUUGUUGAAUGAUCCGAAGCAGUUGCCCACAGCGCUUCAGCUGUCGGCAGCCGACAGAUUUUCGGAGUUGACGUCCUCUCACCGACGCCCAGGCACCGCUAGGUGUAUGGUUUGUCAGUCAGGCAGACGUCCUCUCACCGACAGCAUCUGCUCCGCAUGCUUCCGAAGUUACUCUUUCGGAGCGGUAGCCAUAGGGUUGGCGAUAGCGGCCCCUGUCGUCAUCUAAUGUUUCAUUUCUUCUCCAUCCGGUGUCCGAUUUUGACCAGAUGUGCUUCGAUGGAAGCUGCAUCCACGUGGCAGUCGCCACAGGCGUCGCCAGAGGGUAAGCGCUCUCGCGUGGACUGUUUGUGUCGACCUGCUUGUCUGAGGCACUAAGCGCCGUUGCAUACAAAGCUGUACAACCAGCGCACGCUAUGGACAGUCUGAAGCCACAGCUCGCUAUGCGGCGCUCAUUGCCCUGGAUGGUGUUCUCCGGCAUGGGAAGACGCUGUGCAUGACGAAUCCUCACGGUGCCGUUAUGGAUCGUGUAGGAAAUUUGUGCCGUUGCCGGGAAUGUUUGUUGACGAAUGAGCGCGGCGUCAAGGCGAGAUCCACAUCUUGAAAACCAGG